GAGAGAGAGAGAGAGAGAGAGAGAGAGAGAGAGAGAGAGAGAGAGUUGACUUGCGAGGACGUCGCUGAAGGCAAGCGAAGACGCCUCAGCCUUUCAGGAGCUUAUCAGAAUCUGUGACUUACAGUACAUCUGCAAUCAAUGGAGGAUCUCCAUGGAGAGACAGAUCAUCAUCAUCAUCUUUCUCGUGCCGAUCUUGAUGCUGUCGUUGGUGCUUCUGCAGGCUCAUCUUCUGUGGAUGAUCCGGUUCAUGGUGCGGAUGUCGCAGACUCGCGUCAUGAUCACGGAGCCAAUGAGUCCCAUCAUCAUCAUUCCGGUCUGAGGAGAGAGGAUCUCGACGUCCAGGGUGACAUCAGAGUUGCCGAUCGUGCGGCUGUCGAUGGUGCGGCAGUCGAUGGUGCGGCAGUCGAUGCUUGGCGCGAUUGGUCGACAAUGGUGGGCGAGGUGCUUGCCCACAUCUUCAGCGUCCUUCCAAUCCGAGAGCGAUUUCGUGUCGGCAGCGUGUGCAAGAGCUGGCGGCGUGUUUCGGCUGCUCCUGAGUCUUGGACAGAAGCAGAGGUGAUGCUGGUCUCGUGGCCUAAGGUUAAGCAAUGCAUGGAAGAGGUGCUUUUGCGCAGCAGAGGCCGACUGCUCGAUCUGACUCUUGCUGAUUGCGACAAUGCUUUGCUGCAGAAGAUUGGAGACACGUGUCCACUUCUACGGCGAUUGCACAUCGUGUCCUUCCACUUUCAAGCGGAGUGGAUUCGUUCCGUUGAGGCCUUUGUUCGUGGAUGUCCUCGCGUUCGCUCUCUCAUGUGUUUCGGAAUCGAUACUCAUUGCGCGCCACGCUCUGACACUGACCUGUCCGACUUCGCCAGAGUCGUAGUGACAGGCCUCCCUCACCUGGUGUCGCUCAGUCUGGGCGGCAGUGGAUUCGGUGGAAAAGCUGACCAGGUACUGAGCACCGUAAUUGCAGAUCAUGCUGCGCAAUUGGAGGUCCUCGGCUUCAUUUUUCUGCAAAUCACAGCCGUCGAUUUGGCUCGCCUCGGGCAGCGGCUCCCAUCCUUGCGAUCGUUGCUUUUUAUGGACGUCAGCAUCUCUGAUGAUGACGUCAGAGUCAUCGCAGACAACUUUCCUAAUUUGGAAAUUCUGGAGUUGUGGCAUGCGAAAAUAACAGACGCCAGCUUGGAUCUGAUAGGGCAAAAAAUGGACAAGCUGCGAGUCUUGCAAGUGUCUAGAUGCAGAGCACUGACGCAGGAGCGUGUGAGCUCCCUGCGUUCGCGGCGUAAAGAUCUGAACGUGGUCACUGCUCAUUACCAGAUGCGGAUGAGGAUGAUAUCAUUUGCUCAUUGCCUGGCGCUAAAUUUGAUGAUGUCAACUAUAUACUCUAUAGAGAAGAGACGUGACUUAGGGCCAGGUUGCGGUCCACCCCAUCCGCCUCCAACAUUUUGAAUGCAUGCAUCUGGACAUCAGUCUGUCCAGGUGCAUUCAGAAUGAUCUUGGAGGAUGGGGGCAGUAGUGCAAGUACAAGUACUAGGUCCUUAGUACUUUUGUACAGAACGACCGUGGUAUUCAUGCGGCACGGACUGGAUGCAUCUGAGCGCAACAAAGUGUCAGAUUCAGACUUCGGAGCACAUUCCAAACCCUUGAUAGUGCUUGACUCAGACUUUGGAGUUUUGCUGUCUGAGUCCUGUCUGAAUCUGGCCCAUGGUUGCGCUCAGAUGCACCCAGAACGAAAGGUAGUCUGAGUAAGCGUGAUAGGGACAGAAGAUGAACUCGGAAGUCAUGCCUCCGUCCUAGUACACUGACGGCAACAUUUCUAGUGAUCAUCGGCAACAUUUCUAGUGAUCAUCGGCAACAUUUCUAGUGAUGAUGAUCACGACCGCAAUAAGGUGAUAGUAAUUUAUUUUUUUUUACCGUUGGCAAUUUGUAGAAACAGUACCGACCGAGAUUACGCGAGACACAACGCCCUCGUGGUCAGGACAAGCGCCCUGCAGGUGCAUAAUGCCCCGCUAUUCCUGAGACUACCAAGUGUGUAUAUAUUGUCACAUGAUAUCAGAGCGCCUAAGCGAAAAAACCAAGAAAAACAAAAAAAUCUUAAAUUC
Molecule: messenger RNA, 2081 nt
Organism: Chara braunii
Lineage: Eukaryota; Viridiplantae; Streptophyta; Charophyceae; Charales; Characeae
Source: the annotation of a GenBank genome assembly